This is a messenger RNA of Hermetia illucens (black soldier fly), 1958 nucleotides long. RefSeq lists its product as uncharacterized. NCBI's taxonomy places the organism in Eukaryota, Metazoa, Arthropoda, Insecta, Diptera, Stratiomyidae. The coding region runs from base 206 to 1237 and encodes 343 amino acids. The transcript has 8 exons. The record is from RefSeq and is a predicted model, not a curated record.
CGGAAAGUUGAGAAUCUCGCGGAGUCAUUUUGUGCAAUCUUAUCCCUGUCACUUCAGGAGGCAGGACCAAGAGUAUAAAAGCACCUCAUUCUCGAGAUCAAAAGGUUCAAUUUGUGGAACAAGCCGAAAUCAAAAGUCGAACUGCAAAAGGAGGAAGUGGAUCAACGGUUCUUUUCGUUUGAAAAACUAAAACGAAACUGUUAAAAUGGCGGAGCAACUGCCGUCAGCAUCAACACUAUUUAGUUUGAAACAUGAAAACUACCAACUUCGGCAUCAAAUACAGCAAGUGAGGAGUUUCGUUAUUGAUUCCAGAAUAAAGCAGAUGACAUUGGAGCGCAAAUUCACAGAAAUAUCACAUUAUCCAGAUUUCCUGAUUGCGAUUAAUGACCGAAAUUCAGCGAAACUACAUAAAGUAAAACGACAUCAAGCUGGUUUACUAGAAUUUGUUAACAAUUUAGAAACAAACCGAAACAAAAUAACGAGUUAUUUUCAAACUUUGGACCAAAUAUAUAAUGAAAAUAGCCUCAAACUAUCUGUUAGUCAUCGCGAAAGAAAAAAUUAUGAUGUCGAAGUAUUGAAACUUCAAGAACAAAUCCAUCAGCAAGACGAAAAACUCGCAAUCGCUAUGGCGACGCAUUGCAAAGAUCAACAAGAUUUAAGCGAAAAUAAAAAAAAACUUGAAGAAGCUGAAAAGUCCAAACAAUCAACUAAAGAAAAAUUUGAAACUAUACAGCGUCAGUAUAAACAACAAGAAGAAUAUUGGAACAAAGAAAAGUCCCAACGGCUACAACAUUUAGAGAAAAUGAAAGAAAAGUUCAAAUCUGAUAUAACGAAAACUGUAGAGGAAGCAGAAUCCUUAGACAAAAUAAGACAUGAAGAGCAGCAACAAUUCCAUAACUAUUUGAAAACUCAAUUACAAAGAAAUAAGGCGCUCAAAGCUAAAGUCACAACAUUACAAAAUCAGAUUGAAGGCAAGAUAUCUACCAACAACACACACCCAACUUCUUCCCAGAGGAAAACACUUCAAGCAAAGUCUCCGUGUAGCGAUGUUGGCUCUUGCAAAACAUCUUGCCGGAAAUCACCUAGAGAGUCCAUAUUUAAGAGGAGGAAAUUAAUGUGCUCCGGUAGUAGUAAAUCUGAGGUCUCCUCCUUCGCAACCCAGUUUUCAAGAUCCCUGGCACCAAUGGGCGUUGCACCCCCCAUCGGUAAUAUGCACUUCAAUUCCAGAAAAACAUAAACUAAAACUUACAUUUGCUGAUUCUUCUUUUUUAUGCUUUUUACAGUUCGAACGACAAGCUCGAACAUCUACUAAAAUCUUCAAUUUUGAAAAAAUACAUUGUUUUCCACCGGUACAGCUAAAUAACAACCAAACUCGAGAAUGAAUUUUUAUUUCAUUGUAAUACUUUAACGAAAGAGGCAUAUUUCAUUUCUUAUUAUUUCUAUUUUGUCAUCUGACAAUAUACAAUGAAUUAAAUUAACAUUCUACAUAUUACAUGUAAUUUCCUGUAAUUGGAAUUAAAAACUUGUGAAUUAGAUGCUACUGAUAUAUGGAAAAACUGUUUAUACUAAUGUACAAAGUGGCCCAAAAUAAAUAAACCUUUUGGAAAAUGGAAUAGCCUAAGUAAAUAUUUGUAAAUUAUACAUAAUUAGAAUUUGUGUGUGGAAACCGUUGAACACUAUACUCCUCAAGAACGCGGAAUGGUUCUACUUUUUAAGGUAUUUAUUUAUAUAUCAACUUCCUCGUGCCCCGCAGACUGCGCGAACAUUGAGGAGAUUUAUGGCACAGAGGUAGACCUCGAACUGUAGGUUCUGCCCAGAAUAUCCCUUCUGUCACUCAAGAUGUGGUGAAAGAGCGAAGUACCCAAUUUCGAAAUGGUACGUAGACGUGAUUGACGCGCUAUGACCCAUUAAGGAAUGAAUAGCAACCAUAUAUAUAACUUCAAAUUUCAAACCUGCAC